GAGUGAGUAUGUCCGAUGUCCAUUAUAGCUGGCAAAAUAUCUUCACGAGGCUUCCAAUUAUUAUCUACCUAAUGCGGUGGUUGAUGCAUUGCUACAAAUUUCGAAAUUAUUGCGAGAUUGUGUGUUGGUGCUGUCUGUCAUUUUUUGUUUUGUACUAGCACAUUGUAACUUAGAUACACGUGUACAACUGUGUAGCUAGAUAGAUAGAUAGGAUAGGAAGCUCCAUCUCAUCCAAUAAUGGAGAAACGAGUAGCCAUCGUGGGCGCCGGAAUCAGCGGCCUCCUCGCCUGCAAAUACGCGGCCGCGAAGGGCUUCACUCCGGUGGUCUUCGAAGAGCAAGACAGGGUUGGCGGGCUGUGGAAUCACACAUUGGAGUCCACCACCCUCCAAGUUCCUAAGCAGUUAUAUGAAUUUUCAGACUUCCCAUGGCCUUCUUCUGUCAAAGAAUUGCUUCCCCACAACACACAACUCACCGAAUAUCUCCAAUCCUACGCCCACAAAUUCCAGCUGUUGCAGUUCGUCAAGCUCAAUAGCAAAGUAAUCGAUGUUGACUAUGUGGGAGAGUCUGCAGAAGAGAUGAAUUGCUGGGGUGCAGAUGGAAAGGCCUUCGGAUCCAACGGGAAAUGGAUUCUCAGAGUUUCCCACGCCGGAGAUGACUCCAUCAAGGAGUAUGAAGCAGAGUUCUUGGUUCUGUGCAUUGGGAGAUUCAGCGGGCUUCCAAAUAUCCCGGAGUUUGAUGGGAGCGAUGCAUUUUCCGGCAAAGUAAUGCACUCCAUGGAUUUUGGCAACAUGGAGAAUGCUGCUGCUGCUCAAUUCAUCAAAGGAAAACGUGUCGUCGUUAUCGGUUCUGGAAAAUCAGCAGUUGACAUUGCAUAUGAAUGCGCCAAUCUAAAUGGAAGAGAUAAUCCUUGCACUAUUGUCCAAAGAAGAAUCCAUUGGAUGGUACCCCACGACGCGCAGCCAUGGGGGCUAAGUUUCGGCUUUCUGUGCUUCACUCGCUUCGCUGAGCUCAUGGUCCACAAGCCCGGCCAGAGCUUUUUGUUCGCCGUAGCUGCAGUCUUGCUCACUCCGCUGCGAUGGCUUGUGAACAAGCUCAUCCAAAUCUAUCUCAAAUGGCGACUUCCCAUUCAAAAAUAUGACAUGGUUCCAACGGAAAGCUUUGUCGGAGAAGCCUCGUCCUGUCAGAUACUCUUCCUGCAGCCUAACUUCUACGAGAGAGUAGAAGACGGCAGCAUUCUGAUGAAAAAAUCGAAAAACUUCACCUUCUGCGAAGAGGGUGUGAUCCUCGAGGGAGAAAGUGUCCCGUUGCAAGCAGACGUGGUCAUCCUUGCAACGGGAUAUAAAGGGGAGGAGAAGCUGAAGAACAUGUUCGCUUCUCCCACUUAUCAAAACUACAUAUUUGGAUCCCCGGACUCCAUUGUCCCUCUCUACAGGCAGAUGAUCCAUCCAAGGAUCCCACAGCUGGCAGUGAUAGGCUACUCGGAGUCGCUGUCGAAUAUAUUCACGUUCGAAAUGAGGUGCAAAUGGCUGUCGCAUUUUCUUGACGGGGGGUUCGCAUUGCCAAAUACAAGAGAUAUGGAGGAGGAGAUCGAGGGGUGGGAGAAAUAUAUGAAGAGGUAUGCAGGAAAUGAGAGUUUCAGAAGGUCUUGCAUUGGUGGGCUGCCUAUUUGGUACAAUGAUCAAAUAUGCAGAGACAUUGGGUCUACUCCCAAAAGAAAGAAUGGCUUCUUUUCUGAGAUGUUUCACCCUUAUGGCCCUGCCGACUACCACCACCUAUAACUAUAAUAUUCUCCACUUAAUUGGUACCACACUCUUUUUUUUUAUCUAUCAAACAUGCAUUCUCAUCAAUGCGUACAUGUACGUAUUUUGAAUAAUGAAAUAAAGUACCAGAAGACAAUAAAGGAUGAUCAAAUUGAAUUCAA
Molecule: messenger RNA, 1922 nt
Organism: Salvia splendens (bonfire salvia)
Lineage: Eukaryota; Viridiplantae; Streptophyta; Magnoliopsida; Lamiales; Lamiaceae
Product: probable flavin-containing monooxygenase 1
Exons: 5
Coding region: 238-1779 (513 amino acids)
Molecular function (GO): NADP binding; flavin adenine dinucleotide binding; N,N-dimethylaniline monooxygenase activity
Source: RefSeq, a predicted model, not a curated record